GUGGAAAAAGGACAUCUUCAACCGGUCGAAAUACCACGCACUCGCCGGCUCGGCUCACAAGGGCGAAGGAAACACAGUGACUUAAAAGCCGGGUAUGUCUCCAUCCCAAGAGUAUCCGUUGUGUUGAUCAAGAUUCACUUGUAAGAACCAUCCUUGAUCGAAGGUUCCUACACAUCAAGAAACCCAUCCCGCUACGGACUUUUUUCGUAAUGCACUCUCGACGCUUUCUCCACUUUGCCCUUACGGUCCUUUUCGGAGCCUCGGUCUCUACGGCUUUGACUGUCCCUAAGCCAGGAGUGGUUCCGGCAGGAGCUCCAGUGGCCAUCAAGGCCAGAACUGACUCGACCGAGUCGACCCACCUGCCUACGGCUACCUCUAGUACGACGUCGAGGAACAUCUAUCCCCGUGGAAUUCCUGUUCGGGUCGUGGAUGGAACUACCUACUUUCCUCGCCGACGGAUUACUGCACGAGAUGAUAUUGUUGGCACUGAGGUCAUUCUAGCCACUGCCGACACGGAUCAAGUCGAGAAAUUAGUUGAGACGCGAAACCAGUGGAUCUACGAUUACUUCCACCCCAAGAAACACCAGUCCUCGGCCCGUGAUAAACGCUAUAAAGUCACCGACCUUCACGAAAAGCAGCCAUCCACCCCGAGCAAUACCAGAAGUCCUAAAUGACGUGGAGUCCGAGCAACAGUCCACGACACCGAUGAUGGAGGGUAUAUCGAAGAUAGACGCCUGAUAAGGCGGGAAAUGGACGCCACAAAGGAGAUAGCAUUGGUUGUUAGUUGCAGUUUCGUUGGAAUGAUCGUUUUUGCUACCUUCGUCAUCUUCCGGCGUCAUAUUCGUGAUAUCCUAAUCUUAAAGUGCGGGAGCGAAAAACAAAACAAAAAGGUCCAUGAGCGGGGGCCACCCGGAGUUGCACCAGG
Messenger RNA from Neurospora tetraspora, 925 nucleotides. RefSeq lists its product as uncharacterized. Lineage: Eukaryota; Fungi; Ascomycota; Sordariomycetes; Sordariales; Sordariaceae. The transcript has 2 exons. The record is from RefSeq and is a predicted model, not a curated record. The coding region runs from base 210 to 674 and encodes 154 amino acids.